Messenger RNA from Ctenocephalides felis (cat flea), 981 nucleotides. RefSeq names its product zinc finger protein 239-like. Gene Ontology annotation, biological process: regulation of transcription by RNA polymerase II. Bases 1 to 981 code for a protein of 326 amino acids. The transcript has a single exon. NCBI's taxonomy places the organism in Eukaryota, Metazoa, Arthropoda, Insecta, Siphonaptera, Pulicidae. Gene Ontology annotation, molecular function: DNA-binding transcription factor activity; RNA polymerase II cis-regulatory region sequence-specific DNA binding. The record is from RefSeq and is a predicted model, not a curated record.
AUGUCUGAAGAAAUAAUAACAUUUUCAUGUAAUGAAGUUAAAAUUGAACCUUUAGAAGACGAAGACGAAGUGUCAGACAAUGAUUUUGACAGUUCUUCUGUGAAAAAUGAAAUUGAUGAUGAUAAUAAUGAAGAGUCACCAAGUCCAGAAAAUGAUGAUGCUGGUCAAGAACAGGAAUCCCAAAUCCUACAGUUACAACAAUCAGUCGAUGCUCACUUUCUAGAAAAGCCUUACAAAUGUGACAUCUGCCACAAAUCAUUCACUCAAGUAGGUAACCUGAAUCAACACAAACUUCUGCAUACCGGAAUCAAAGCCUUCCAAUGUCCACAAUGCCCAAAAGCCUUUGUGCGCCAGAACAAGUUAACGGCACACCUCAGAACCCACACUAAAGAAAGACCUUACACCUGCCACAUUUGCAACAAAACCUUCACCCAGCAACCUUCUUUAAGCAGACACAUCCUCACCCAUUCAGGAGACCGUCCUUACGAAUGUGCAAUCUGCAAGAAGACCUUUGUCCACAAAACAGGCUUGAAAGUUCACAUGGUCACCCACACCGGGGAACGUCUCGUCAAAUGCAAGAUAUGCAACAUGGCUUUUGCCCAGUCCAGCAACAUGGCUCGACACAUGCGAUCCCACACAGGGGAACGCCCUUAUAAAUGUCCGAAAUGUGACAAAACUUUUGUGGAAUCGAGUCAUUUGAAAACACAUUUGAAUAUCCAUGCGGGUGAACGUCCUUAUAAAUGUGUUAUAUGCAGUCGAGCAUUCACACAGUCUAGUAAUUUAAAUAAACAUAUGAAAAUUCAUACAGGUGACAAACUUAAUAAGUGUACGAUAUGUGGUAAAGGAUUUACAAGGGCUUAUACUUUGAAAGUGCAUAUGAUCACCCAUACAAAAAAAAACCCUGUUAAGUGCGAGGUGUGUAAGAAGGCUUUUGUGAGAGCCGAUGGAUUGAAGAAACAUAUGAGUGUAUGUGGAAAAUGA